Funneliformis geosporum is the source of this 205-nucleotide messenger RNA. Lineage: Eukaryota; Fungi; Glomeromycota; Glomeromycetes; Glomerales; Glomeraceae. The record is from the annotation of a GenBank genome assembly.
CAAUUUUAUGUGAAAAAAGUAUUAAAUGGUGUAGUAUUUAUUAAUAGUAAAUGCAAUAAAGAUAUUGAUGAUAAAAGUAGUAAAGGUAUUAAUAGUAAAGAUAGUAAAAAUAAAGAUAAUAGUGAUAUUGAUGGUAAAGGUGAUAAAGGUAUUGAUAAUAAAGGUGAUAAGGGUAUUGGUGAUAAAGAUAAUAAAAGAGUUAAUG